UAAAACCAGAGCUUCCAACCUUCACCAAUCUUCUCUUCCCCCAACUCCUCCGCCUGAAAUGAAUAAAAUAAAAUCCCAAAAAAAAAGUCAAAUUAUGGAAGAAAAAGAAGAAGAAUGGGAAUCCGGAAGCGAAGGAAAGGGAAAAGGACAAAACUCCAAGCUUUGUUCUAAUUUCCAUGGCCCCUUAAUUCAAGGGGAAGAAAAAAAGAAAACAAAGAACAAAGAUUUGUAGGAGAGAAAGUUACAAUGGGCAAAUGCCCCUUCUCGUCCGGCCGCUCCUCUCGUCGGCGACGGCGUCCGAAAUCCACGGAGGUCUCACAACCGCCAACGACGCCGUUAAUUGGAGCCGCUUCUUCAUCUUCACAUCCGCCUCCGAGCACGGGAAAUUUGAUUUGCGGUGGAGGUGGGGGGAUGGGGUCGGCGGGGAAGGGGAAGAAGAAGCCGGCAGGAGCUAGGCUAUGGAUGAGAUUCGACACGAUGGGAAACUCGGAGUUGGUGGAAUGCGACAAGAGUACCAUAAUUAAAAGAGCUUCAAUUCCUUCUCGGGAUUUGAGGAUUCUUGGCCCUAUCUUCUCUCACUCCUCUUCUAUUAUUGCCAGGGAGAAAGCCAUGGUUGUCAAUUUAGAGUUUAUAAAGGCCAUAGUUACGGCUGAAGAAGUUCUUAUACAGGAUCCUCUCGAACAGGAGGUUCUUCAAUUUGUGGAUCAACUUAGACAACAACUUCCUCAUAAAAGUGUAUUUAAGAUGAAAGGAGCAGGCAAAAUGGAUGUAAAUGAUAGUGAAAUGGAUGUUUCACCUGGUGGACAAUGGUCACCUGUUCCAGAAGCCAUGGAUGGUUUGCAGUGUGAGCUUCCAUUUGAGUUUCAGGUUCUGGAGAUAGCAUUAGAGGUUGUCUGCUCAUUUUUGGACAAAAGUGUGGCAGAACUUGAGAGGGAUGCUUACCCUUUGUUGGAUGAACUGGCCAGAACGGUCAACACCAUGAAUCUUGAACAUGUGCGGAGUUUGAAAGGAAAUCUCACUCGUCUUCUUGCACGUGUACAAAAGGUGAGGGAUGAAAUUGAACAUCUACUGGAUGAUAAUGAAGAUAUGGCACAUUUGUAUUUAACAAGAAAGUGGAUCCAAAAUCAGCAAUCAGAGGCUCUGUUAGGAGCUGAAGUUUCAAAUAGCAUCAGUACUAUUUUGCCCCAUCUAACUCGACUUGGUUCAAACAGGAGUGCAAGUUUGGUGAGUAGCCACAAUUUGGAUGACAAUGAUGUUGAGGAUUUGGAGAUGUUGCUUGAGGCUUAUUUCGUGCAGCUGGAUGGAACACGUAACAAGAUAUUAUCUGUUCGUGAAUAUAUUGAUGAUACAGAAGACUUUGUCAAUAUUCAACUUGACAACCGGAGAAAUGAACUCAUUCAACUUCAAUUGACAUUGACCGGUGCAUCGUUUUCUAUAUCUUUGGAAACUAUGAUAAUCGGGAUGAUUAGUAUCAACAUCCCUUGUACAUUAUACGCAAAGCAGGGGAUAUUUGGAAUCUUUAUUGGAAAUCUUACAGCGGGGUGUGUUUUGAUUUUCCUGCUUAUCCUAGGAUAUGCCAGAUGGAAGAAGCUGCUCGGUUCUUAAACUCAUCCUGAUGAUCAACUAUAGCUGUGUUUUUACUACUUCAGAUCUAUAAACUCUAUUAGCUUAUGUGUUGACCCCAGCAUGGGAUGCCAUUGAAACAUAUUUAGAAUAAAAGGACCUGUAUCCAAGUUUUCUGCUACAUGUUUUAAGACUAAAAUGUAUAAGUACAAUGCUUGAGCUUUUGGAAGUGA
Messenger RNA from Durio zibethinus, 1796 nucleotides. Its product is annotated as magnesium transporter MRS2-4-like. Gene Ontology annotation, molecular function: magnesium ion transmembrane transporter activity. The record is from RefSeq and is a predicted model, not a curated record. NCBI's taxonomy places the organism in Eukaryota, Viridiplantae, Streptophyta, Magnoliopsida, Malvales, Malvaceae. Gene Ontology annotation, biological process: magnesium ion transport.